AUGUCUUCAGACCUCACCCAACGAAUCCAGUCCAAGCUCGACGAUGCUAUAGAUCGUUAUAUUGCUCGCAACCCACGAUCCAAGUCCUUGCAUGAUGAAGCAGUCAAGUCCAUGCCUGGUGGAAACACAAGAACUGUUCUUCAUACCAGCCCAUUCCCAGUUGUAAUCAAGUCUGGUAAAGGACAUCAGGUCACCUCUGAAGAUGGACAUGUUUAUACAGACCUGACUGGCGAGUUCACGGCAGCUCUUUAUGGACAUUCCAACCCUGUCAUUCUCUCAGCAAUUCGAGAUGUGCUGGACAAUGUUGGUAUGAAUGUGGGUGGCAACACAGCUCAAGAGCAAAUAUUCGCCCGCGAGCUUUGCAGUCGCUUCAAUAUUGAACAUGUUCGCUUCUGCAACUCUGGUACUGAGGCCAACAUCCACGCUCUGGCAGCUGCGCGAGCUUUCACCAAGAAGAGAAGAGUGGUGACUUUCAGCGGGGGCUACCACGGCGCUGUCAUAGGCUUCAAGGGAGGAAAGCCAGAAGCCAAUAAUGUGGACAUGGAUGACUGGGUAGUGGCCAGAUAUAAUGAUCUUGAAAGUGCUCGCGCUGCUAUCGAGGGUGAGGAUGUCGCUGCUGUUUUGCUAGAAGGUAUGCAGGGCUCUGGAGGUGGUCUGUCAGGGAAGCCAGAGUUUCUGCAAGGUAUACAAGAAAUUGCUGCAAAGGCUGGCGUCUUGUUCAUCAUUGACGAAGUCAUGACUUCCCGUCUUUCUGCGGGAGGCAUCUCCGAAUUAAGAGGUCUCAAGCCAGAUCUAAAGACUUUUGGUAAAUAUCUCGGAGGAGGUCUUGCUUUUGGUGCCUUUGGCGGAAGGGCGGAUAUUAUGGCAGCCUUUGAUCCUCGAUCUCCGAAUGCCCUCUCCCAUUCAGGCACCUUCAACAACAACACUCUAGUGACCCAUGCCGGAUAUGCUGGCUUGACCAAAGUCUACACUCCUAAAGUCUCUGUCCAGUUUACCAAAUCUGGUGAUGAGCUGAGAGAACGACUUGAUGCAGUAACUGAGGGCACGAGGGUAGUCUUUACUGGUGUCGGUACGAUCAUGGGAGUACAUUUCCCAACGAAUGGCGAUCGCAUAUUUGAACGAUCUGGGGAAAUCGAGGAAAUCGACACCUUGAGAGAUCUAUUUUGGUGCGAGAUGAUGGAAGAAGGAUUCUGGAUUGUGCGCAGAGGAUUCAUGGCUCUUGUGCUGGGAACACCAGCAGCUGAGCUUGAUAGCCACGGCCUCUUCAUCAAUAUGGAUUUCCAAAACCGCGCUGGCUCGAAAUUCGGCGGUGGAGGUGUAGCCUCUCAGUCCGCCACAAACGCCGACCGUCGCGAACGUCUUCGAAAGCUCGCCCUCGAGACUAUCGACCUCGACAAGGAUCCUUACUUCUUCAAGAACCACGUCGGCUCUUUCGAGUGUCGUCUGUGUCUCACUGUCCACCAGAACGACGGUUCUUAUCUCGCCCAUACCCAGGGAAAGAAGCAUCAGACCAACCUCGCCCGUCGCGCUGCUCGCGAGCAGAAGGAAGGCCGCCAGGGCGCUGUCGAUCCCGCCACUGGUCUGCCCAUCGGUGUCACAGGCGCAGGUUUUGCGCAGCGUCGCAAUAUCGUCAAGAUUGGUCGCCCAGGAUACAAGAUCACAAAGAUCCGCGAUCCGGUUUCUCGACAGCAGGGUCUACUCUUCCAGCUUCAGUACCCUGACGCAACACCCGAAACAUCGCCCAAGUGGCAAGUCAUGAACGCCUUCACCCAGCACGUCGAGGAGCCCGACAAGAACUUCCAGUAUCUGCUUGUCGCAGCCGAACCAUACGAGACAGUCGGUUUCAAGAUCCCAGCGCGUGAGCUCGACAAGCGCGAGGAUAAGCAAUUUGCCUAUUGGGACCCGGAUGCCAAGGAGUAUUGGAUCCAGGUUAUGUUUAUGACAGAGCGUGAGGAGCGUUUCAAUGCCGCUCCUGGAUUGACAGCGAGGAGGUAA
This is a messenger RNA of Fusarium coffeatum, 1995 nucleotides long. RefSeq lists its product as uncharacterized. The record is from RefSeq and is a predicted model, not a curated record. Gene Ontology annotation, molecular function: nucleic acid binding; transaminase activity; zinc ion binding. Gene Ontology annotation, cellular component: nucleus; U2 snRNP; U2-type prespliceosome. The transcript is spliced from 4 exons. Bases 1 to 1995 code for a protein of 664 amino acids. NCBI's taxonomy places the organism in Eukaryota, Fungi, Ascomycota, Sordariomycetes, Hypocreales, Nectriaceae. Gene Ontology annotation, biological process: spliceosomal complex assembly.